Closterium sp. NIES-67 is the source of this 1433-nucleotide messenger RNA. Lineage: Eukaryota; Viridiplantae; Streptophyta; Zygnematophyceae; Desmidiales; Closteriaceae. The record is from the annotation of a GenBank genome assembly.
UCGCGGGUGCAGCUUCUGGUCUGGGCUAGGUUAGGCUGAUCGCUGCGCUCGCCGUGUCCUUCCCACCGCUCCCCACCCCCCUCAAUCCACUCACUCCAUCUAUCUGGAAUCGCCUCGUCCGUUGGACCACCCCGCCUGCCACGACCCGUCCGACAUAAUCUCCACUCCGCUUUCCUCCACGCCACUCCGCUCGACCGCUCGUGUAGUCUUUCUUACAGGUCGAUCGCUCUCAUAUCCGCUCUCGCCGGCUCGGCUCAGGAACGAAUCUGCUUGUGCGCUUCGAGGUGUCCUGUGCGCUGGCCGGCUCUUGGAAGUUGAGGGCUUGCCGCCGCACAGACGGUGCACCAAGUUUGUCGAAGGGAGUUUAGAACGCUCGAGGCGAGGCGAGAAACGACGAAGCAAUGGGGUGGAAGCCGGCGCAAACGGCGAUUCGCGCGUGGAAAAUACUGCGAGGCGAUAAAGUGAUGGUGAUGGCGGGCAAGGACCGCGGGCAGACGGGCACGGUGACGGCCGUCAUCAAAGACAAGAACCGAGUGGUCGUCGAGGGACUCAACCUCGCGAAGAAGCAUGUGAAGAAGUCAGCGGACUCGCCAGGGGGAGUCAUCACAGUGGAGGCGCCCAUCCACCUCUCCAACCUCUCCCUGCUGGACCCCGAGACUGGUGCGCCGUGCCGCGUCGCUUUCCGCUACACAGAGGAGGGCGCCAAAGUGAGGGUGGCGGCAGGCAGGAGUGCGUCUGGCGCCGUCAUUCCCCGGCCAGACAUUCUCAAGCACCGGCGCACGCCGCUGCCCACUGAAGCUGGUCCGCGGGACACGACUCCAGAAGCAGCACAUGCGGUGACCUAUGACUACACGUCAGGGGAGGGCGGGCUGCCGCCCCUUGUGUUCCGCAACGAGCGGUGGGAGCUGGACACCGACAAGUGGCAGGAGAGGAUCAGAGCCGCCGCCAAGAUGCGAGGCUCGGCAGGAGUGCGAGGCUCGGCCAAGCCUGUGGCCAGGGCAAGGCAUGGUUCUUCUAAGCCUAAGGAGGCUGAGAGUAGAGCUAAGGGGAAGUGAGGGGGAGGGGGGCAGAGGGGUUGGACGUGGUCUGGCAACGAGGUGUGGGAGGUGGACACUGAGAAGGGGCAGCCAGGCAUCAGAGCCGCCGCCAAGAUGCGCGGCUCGGCUCGGUCGGGUUAGGGGCUUGACUCUACCAAGCGUGUGGGUGGGCCACGACACGGCUCUAAGCCGGAGGAGGCUGAAAGUGUAGCUAAGGGGAAAUGAAAGGAGUACACAUACAGUGUAGGACUCCAUAUUCCUUUUAGACAUAGUUUUGGGUUCUAUAGCUGACGUGUCAAGCUUUAGCUAUGCAAGAAGGGAGGGAACACACCCAUUGCAUAUUCUCAUACCAGCAGAGCUUCAAUAAUGUGCGUGUUGGAAAUAUCUCAAGGACUU